Messenger RNA from Rhinichthys klamathensis goyatoka, 2893 nucleotides. Its product is annotated as BAR_ACAPs and ArfGap_ACAP domain-containing protein. Gene Ontology annotation, molecular function: GTPase activator activity; protein binding. The transcript is spliced from 22 exons. Lineage: Eukaryota; Metazoa; Chordata; Actinopteri; Cypriniformes; Leuciscidae. The coding region runs from base 400 to 2493 and encodes 697 amino acids. Gene Ontology annotation, cellular component: cytoplasm. The record is from RefSeq and is a predicted model, not a curated record.
UGACUACCGCGCAACCGGAAAAACGACUCGCAUCAACAUGAACAAACACCUCGGCAGCUGUCAACACACACAUCUAUACAUCGCGAUAACAACUUGAAUAAAGUGCUUGAAUUAAUCUCGUGCAUCACUGUGAUCUAAGCGCAUUUCCUGCGGUGUGUGUGUGUGUGUGUGUGUGUGUGAUGCAGUGCGGUCGCGUGCGUUAUUUCUGUCCAUCUGACAGGCAGUGAAUGUAAAGAUCAUCAGUGUGUGUGAUAUAAGAUAGCGGCUCAUGCAUGAGACAGUGAUGAUGCAGUCUGUGCAUCAGGCCUCGUGCAGGAAUCAUUCGUGUCUGGAUUAUGUAUUUGGGUUAAAAGUCUAAUAGUGCAUGAGAGAGUUAGAAACAGUGUUAGAAACCGCAGCAUGGACACUCUCCUGGACUUUGAGGAUUGCAUCAGAGACUCUCCUGCAUUCAGGCAGUCCCUGGAUAAAUGCGAGAGUGAUGUUGCAGAACUGGAGAGUCGUGUGGAGAAAGUGAUGAAGUUGUGUGGUCAGAUGGUGGAUGCGGGUCAGAACUACACCUCCUGCAAUCAGCUGUUCCUCUCCGGUCUGGCCGAGUUCACCGCGUAUCAUAAGAACGACGGAGUUAUUCUGAACUGUCUGCGUCAGUUCAACCAAGGCCUUCAAGAAAUGAUCCAGUUUCAGACGAUGCUGUUUGAUCAGACUCAGAGAGCAAUUACCCAGCAGCUCUCAAACCUGCUUUCACAAUUUGUGCCGCAGAUUCGCGACACUCGGCGUGAGUUCGUCCGGAUCGGAGACGACCUCGACGCCACCGUUGGGAAGAACGCUCAGGUCAGCCGACACAAACCCGUGGACGCGGAGAGAGCGACUCACUUGCUGCUCGCCACACGCAAGUGCUACCAACACUUCGCCCUGGACUACUGCCUGCAGCUGAAUAAUUUCAAGGUCCAACAGAAGCUUGAUAUUCUGAAUUCGGUCUUCUCGUAUUUUCACGCUCAGUACACAUUUUUCCACCAGGGAUUCGACCUGCUGAGAGAUCUAGAACCGACCAUGAAGACGAUGGCCUCACAGCUCUCUCAGCUGUCGUCUGACUGCACUGCCAAGAGGAAAGACCUGGAAAACACACACCUGCUCGUUCAGCAAAGGGAUGCGUCUGGAGAGGCGGUUAUUGUGUGUAAUCCGUCUGACGGAGGAACGAUUCAAGGCUACCUGUUCAAACGUUCUCGCAAGAAGAACAAGACAUGGAAGAGGUGCUGGUUUUACACUGAAAAUAAUCAGUUAAUCUACUCAAAAUCACACAAGGAGCAGCCUCUUGUUCUGUUCGAUGAUCUGCGUCUGUGUGCAGUGAAAUCUCUGGAUGUGGUCGACCGCCGUUUCUGUUUUGAGCUUCUGUCAGUGCAGAAGUGUUGUGUGUUACAGGCCGAUUCUGAGGAGCUGAAGUUGGCGUGGAUUAAUGCCGUUCAGGGCUGUAUAGACAUUGCGUACCGCGAUCAAGUAACAGAUCAAAACACUCAGGUGAAGGAGAGCUCCGCCCCUGUGCCCGUCUUAGACCCGCCCCCUCCCCCCGCCGCUCUGGGCGUGGCUCUCCGUGGCAACGGUAACCAACGCUGCUGCGACUGUGGGGAGGCGGAGCCUCGCUGGGCCAGCGUGAACCUCGGCAUCACCAUGUGCAUCGAGUGCUCGGGCAUCCACAGGAGUCUUGGCGUUCAUCUGUCCAAAGUUCGAUCACUCACUCUUGAUUCCUGGGAGCCGGAACAGUUAAAGCUGCUAUGUGUUCUGGGUAAUGAAGUCAUUAAUGGCAUUUAUGAGCGUAACCCGAUAGAUGGACUACAGAAGCCCAGCGCAGGCAGUCCACGGCAGGAUAAAGAACAGUGGAUUCGGCUCAAGUAUGUGGAGAAAAGAUUCGUGUCGCGGGAUCCUGAUGGUCCUGAGGCUGCAUCAGCAAAGCCGCGUGCCGGAGAGAGGCUGUAUCAGGCGUCGCUGAACGGGCACCUCGUUGCCAUGGCGACGGCGCUGGCCGAGGGUGCGGAAGUGAACUGGAGUGAUCCUGAGCGGGAGGGCCGGACGGCUCUGAUUGGUUCAGCCAUCGGGGGCUCUCUGCUGGCGUGUGAGUUUCUGCUACAGAACGGCUCUAAUGUGAAUCACAGAGAUCAGCACGGUCAGGGCGCUCUUCACGCCGCCGCCACAUACGGACACACCGGACAGGUGUGUCUGCUGCUCAAGAGAGGAGCCAAUCAGUAUGCAGCUGACGAAAAGGGAAACGAUCCACUCAGUAUCGCCAUAGAAACCGCCCACGCUGACAUCGUCACUUUGUUGAGAAUGGCCCGAAUGAAUGAGGAAAUGAGGGAUUCAGAGGGAUUCUUCGGAUCUGUUGGAGACGAUGAAACAUUCCAGGAUAUUUUCCGUGAUUUCAGUAACAUGGCGUCACACGACCCCGAGAAACUCUCUCGCCGUCAGUUCGUCCGCAGCUGUGAGGACGAAGACGAGAAAAGCUAGUCAUGGGUCACGUGAGGUCAGAGGUCACGCUGAUGCACUAUGGGACAAGGGAACAAAACGCAAAUCUUAAUGUUACAACUCUUAAUGUGACUCUGAGUGUGUGUGUGAGCAUCAAUGUGACUGUUUUAAUGAGUGUGUUUCCGGUCCGACUCAUUUCAUCCACACAUAUGAACUGACUCGUGCUCUGUUGGUUUUACUGAAGGCUUUUGACACGUACGUUUGUGAACUAUUUUAUAUUGUGCUGCAGUGAAAUACGCAGGUUGUACUACACUGAACUUGCAGUAAAUACAGUGGUUGUUUAGGAUAAGUCAACAUGAAACCAAAAGUGACCUUACUUUCCCCUCUGGGUCUCUUCGGUCGGAAAAAAUACAGAAACAUUUUGCUUCAUCAGAUUUCGGUG